Lates calcarifer (barramundi perch) is the source of this 4473-nucleotide messenger RNA. RefSeq names its product interleukin 1 receptor accessory protein-like 1a (gene il1rapl1a). Lineage: Eukaryota; Metazoa; Chordata; Actinopteri; Centropomidae. Gene Ontology annotation, biological process: signal transduction; negative regulation of exocytosis. The record is from RefSeq and is a predicted model, not a curated record.
ACCAAAGCUUUGAGUUGAGUUAUAGAUGUCUGCUGGAAUCCCCCCCAGCCCCCCACCCCGCAUCCAUUUCACUGUUGAAUCGAUGAAAAUGACAGAGUGCAGGUGCAGCCGCGGCGUGUGUUAGAGCCAGCAGGGGACGGUGUGUGGUGCACUAGGACCGGGGAGAGAUCCUUCUCGUCGUGUGCAUUGCAACUACAGAGCGGAGCUGUGGAGGAAAACCCCCCCCACCAACCACCCCCCAUCGGAUCUGGCCAUUAUAUCCAUACAUUUCUUUUUCCCAUCUCCACCACGACGCGGCUGAGUGCAGAGGAUCGCACCAACCAGUGCGUCUGGGAUGGUCAAGCCCCCAGGAGAGGAUAAGUAAUUAAGCUCGAUUUGCGCAAAAGUCAGCUGUCAGAUUUUUUUCUUUUUAAGGGGGGGUUGAGGGAUCAUUUCGCAGCUUCGCCCCCAUUCAUUUUGGUAUAUAUAUAUUUUUUUAUUGGUUGUGGUAGUGUUUUUUCUUCCCCCCCCCCCCAUGUCUACCAUCAUCGUUUUAUUUCAGGCGCGCAAAGUCACAUCUGCGUAGGAGAGCGCUUGGCGCACUUCUUCCCCAAAAGACAGAGACAAGAUCUCCAUUAUUCUGUUUGGAUUUAAACCGGGACGAUUGGCUGGAUGGGUGACCUCGCCGAGACACAGACUAUCACUGGCUUGCACCCAUUUUAUGGAAACGUGUUCUCUCUAUUGACUUGGAGUUGUGAUGUCCAAAGCCUUCCCCACUGACUGACAGACGGCGUUUUUACCAUUUUGGAAUCGAGCUGAAGGCCGUGAGGACGGGGGGAAGAUGAGACCUCCCAGCCCUCUGCUGAUCCUGCUGUACAUCACGCUGUCCAGGAGUGUGAAGGUGGUCUCUAAGAGAGGCUCAGUGGAUGGCUGUACAGAUUGGUCAGUGGACUACCUUAAGUACAGGGUGCUGCAGGGUGAGCCGGUGCGGCUGAAGUGCGCUCUGUUCUAUGGUUACAUCCGGGCCAACUACAGCCAGGCGCAGAGUGUGGGCCUCAGCCUCAUGUGGUACCGCAGCUCUGGCCUCGGCCACAGUGACUUCGAGGAGCCCAUCUCUUUCGACGGCGUGCGCAUGAGCAAGGAGGAGGAUGCCAUCUGGUUCAGACCUGCUGACCUCCAGGAUGUGGGCCUCUAUUCCUGUGUCUUACGGAACUCAACAUACUGCAUGAAGGUGUCCAUGUCUCUGACUGUGGCGGAAAAUGACACAAAUCUGUGCUACAACUCCAACAUGAGACGAGCUGAGAAGGCUGAGCUCAGCAAGAGUAAAGACAUUCUCUGCCCUGAUAUAGAUGACUAUGUUGAACCUGGCAAAGAGCCUGACAUCACCUGGUACAAGGAGUGCCGUCCAAAGCAGUGGCGUGCCAGCAUCAUCCUGAAGAGAGACAUUCUGUCCAUCCAGGAAGUAAAGGAAGAUGACAUUGGGAAUUAUACCUGCGAAAUCCAGUUUGGUGGUUUUGUAGUCAGGAGGACAACUGAACUCACAGUAACUGCUCCUCUGACCGACAAGCCGCCAAAGAUCCUGUUUCCCUCAGAAAACAAGAUUAGCAAUAUGGAGCUGCAACUAGGGAGCGCUUUGAACCUGACUUGCCGGGCGUUUUUUGGCUACAGCGGUGACGUCAGCCCGCUCAUCUACUGGAUGAAGGGAGAGAAGUUCAUAGAAGACCUAGAUGAAGAGAGAGUCCAGGAGAGUGACAUCAAGGUGGUCAGGGAGCAUCUUGGUGAACAGGAAGUAGCCAUUUCCUUGACUAUUGACUCCUUGGAGGAGGAGGACCUGGGGAAUUAUUCCUGUUAUGUGGAAAAUGGUAAUGGCCGCCGCCAAGCUACCAUCCAGCUCUUCAGGCGGGAGCUCAUGUACACAGUGGAACUGGCAGGAGGGUUGGGAGCGAUCCUGCUGCUGCUCAUCUUUCUCAUCUCCCUCUACAAAUGCUACAAGAUCGAGCUGAUGCUUUUCUAUCGGAGGCACUUUGGCAGCGAGGACGUGGAUGGAGAAAACAAAGACUACGAUGCGUACCUGUCCUACACCAAAGUGGACCCCGACCAGUGGAGUCAGGAAACCAGGGAGGAGGAACGUUUUGCCCUGGAGAUCCUCCCUGACGUCCUGGAGAAACACUACGGCUACAAACUCUUCAUCCCAGAUCGAGACCUCAUUCCAACAGGAACCUACAUAGAGGAUGUGGCACGCUGUGUCGACCAGAGCAAACGCCUCAUCAUAGUCAUGACACCCAACUAUGUGGUGCGUCGAGGCUGGAGCAUCUUUGAGCUGGAGACGCGACUGCGCAACAUGCUGGUGACCGGCGAGAUCAAAGUCAUCCUGAUCGAGUGCGCCGAGUUGCGCGGCAUCAUGAACUACCAGGAGGUAGAGGCUCUUAAGCAUACCAUUAAAACUCUCACUGUCAUCAAGUGGCGCGGCCCCAAGAGCAACAAGCUCAACUCCAAGUUCUGGAAGCAGCUGCAGUACGAGAUGCCGUUCAGGCGCACGGUGCCUAUGCUCACCCACGAGCCGGCGCUGGACGUCAGCGAGCAGGGCCCCUUCGGAGAGCUGCAGACCGUUUCUGCCAUCUCCAUGGCGGCCGCCACUUCCACCGCCAUGGCCACCGCCCACCCGGAGCUGCGUUCCUCUUUCCACAACACCUACCACACCACCAUGAGGCAGAAACACUACUACCGCAGCUACGAGUAUGACAUACCCCCAGGAGGGACCCUGCCACCUCUCUCUUCUCUGGGGAACCAGCACACCUACUGCAACAUCCCACUAACACUGCUGAAUGGACAGAGGCCUCCAGGGAAGAGCCGAGAGCACAGCCUGGAGGAGGCGCACGCUAACAACGCCAUGCUCCCUCUGCUGCCAAGAGAAACCAGCAUCUCCAGCGUCAUCUGGUAAUGAUGAACCGGCUCAGCAGCAGCUGUGGGAAGAUCAGUCAGGAUCAGACGUGGCUGGGCUCAGUCUGGUAGCUCUAAGAAACAUAGUUCAUGCUCGCGAUUUUGGUUGAAAAGUGUUUUGGAUCUAUUCAGUUCCAACUGUCGUUUAGCUAGCAGCAAGUAAUGGAGACACAGCAGGUUUUUGGACACUGCUACCCCUGUUUUUUCAAGAGGACAGCACCUCUCUUACAGGGGAUGUUUUCUAUGUGAAACCGCAGGAGAUAUAAUGAAAACACUGUUCCAUCAUCUAGCGAGAGAUGGACUCGCAAAAACUCCACAUAAAAGAACCAACACUCUAUGGCAAUUGUGCACACACAUGCAGACACAUACACUCACAAAUGUCCAUACACACAAACACAAGGAAAACAGGGUCUUGUACAUAUAUUUCAAUUUAUUUGUAGCAUCAGUGUUUUCCUGUUUUGUUCUUUUGUUUGUUUUAUUCAAUCAUGUUUGUUGCCUUCUCUACCGUAGGACUUUGCUUUAACUUGUUAUACAGAGUUGUAUAUUUUUUAUUGUUUUCUCCUUUUAGUUAGUUUUUUUUUAUUCUUAUUUCAACGCGCUUGUUUGGAAAGCCAGUAUGUCCAUGUACCUGCGCUGUUGUGUUCUUUCGUUUGUUCGUUUUUAAACCGUUGUGUAGUUUAAGAGAACUUUUUUUUUUUAACACUUUUGGAAUUGCCUGGACAUUUCAGGAGCUUUGAGGAGCUGAAACUUCUUUUUGUUUACCUGUAAAAGGUGUAUCUAGUUUAAAAGGAAACUCUCUUUUAAAAAAUCAUAGAAUAUGCAAAAAGAAGGAGGAGCUGGCAAAAAUAUACCGUCUUGUGAGACCGAGAAGGAGGAGCGGUUGGAGGGCAGUGCUAGUCCUCUCCAAUCAGAUAGACCGAUAGACUGGCAGAUCUCUCUCUAAAGCUUCAUAUUUUCUAUUGAAACAAACAGCCUUGCUGUUUUAGAGUGAUAGUGAAAUGCCUCACCUUAAAAAGAAAUCUGUAGAUUAUUUUAAAAAGAAUUCUAUUUUUAUAACAGAAAAGAGUUUGCUUGAGAAGUCAUACUUAUUUGCAUUUCAUCUACCAUAGAAAGGGGAUUUGUGUAUAAGUGUUAUGCUGGUUUUGUAUCCUUGCAAUGUGAUUCCUGGUUUGUUAAGAGGUUAAGGUGGCUUUUGAAUCCCACACAAAAAAAAUAUGUCCUCUAUUGUUCUAGAUUCAAAAGUAAAGCAUUUUCAAUGUUUUGGUUUUUAAAACAUAUUAUUCCCAUCCUGAUAAUUACUUUGGUUCAUAUGGAUAGUUCAUGUUUAAGGAAAGAAAAGAAAACAUUUGUGUUUUGAAAGACUUUUUAAAUAUAUUUGAAGGUGUGAUUUUUGAGUAUGCAUAGCAAAUAGAUAUGUAUUCUAUAUAUAAUAUAGAUAUUUAUAUAAAUAUAUAAACACGAUUUUCACUUGGAAAGAAAUGUCUAUCUUUAUAGAAACACAAUCAUUAUCAGUUGCCCUUACUUUCUCACUGCACAUUAAAAACAUUGAUUUCC